Molecule: messenger RNA, 1503 nt
Organism: Rhipicephalus microplus (southern cattle tick)
Lineage: Eukaryota; Metazoa; Arthropoda; Arachnida; Ixodida; Ixodidae
Product: tigger transposable element-derived protein 4-like
Source: RefSeq, a predicted model, not a curated record
AUGUCGCGAAACCGAAAACCGCUGACGCUCGGCGAAAAGCUUCGAGUUAUUGAGGAGGCGGAGAAGCGGACCGGAUCAACAAAGGCCAGCAUUGCCCGCGACCUGAACAUUCCCGAGUCGUCGCUGAAAACGAUCCUCGCGAAGAAGGACAGCAUCCUGCUGAAUGCGUCAAAGUUCGGCCUGAACAGGAAGGCCGCGAAAGAUGGCAAAUACGCUGCCAUGGAGAAGGCCCUCGUAGAGUGGUUGCGUCAGGCACGCAGUGCAGCUAUUGCCGUGGAUGGCGCAAUUUUGAAGGAGAAGGCAGACAUGAUUGCGUUGCGCUGCGGCAUUGACGACUUUAAAGCCUCCAACGGCUGGUUAGAUCGUUUUAAAAAACGAAAUGGAGUUGUUUACAGCCGCUGCUGCGGAGAGAGCUCGUCUGUCAGCUCCUCCACUGUUGAACAAUGGACCGCAUUGCUGCCGGAACUGAUACGGCAGUACAAGCCUUGCGACGUAUUCAACGCAGACGAAACUGGAUUAUUUUACAAUAUGCAGCCAGACCAGACUUUGACGUUCAAAGGAGAGGGUUGUCACGGCGGUAAGCGGAGCAAAGAGCGUCUUACUGUGUUGCUUUGCGCUAAUGAAGACGGCUCGGAAAAGCUUCCUGCCCUCGUGAUUGGCAAGUUUGAGAAGCCGCGAUGCUUCAAAAAUUUGAAAAGGCUGCCGUGCCAAUACACGUUUAACCGCAAAGCCUGGAUGACUGCUGCCAAGUUUGCUGCAUAUCUGCAGCAGCUAGACUCGAGAAUGGGGGCUAAAGACAGAAAAAUUCUUCUUCUGCUGGACAAUGCGCCGUGCCAUCCAACGGAUACGUCGCAUUUGAGGAAUGUAAAAGUCGCAUUUCUGCCCCCGAAUUGCACAAGUCAGCUGCAGCCACUUGACGCCGGCGUCAUCAAAUGCAUGAAGCAGAAAUACAGGAAGUUUCUGGUUCAGCGUCGGCUAGCGGGCAUGGAACGCAAGCAGAUGGCCACGAAGCUCUCUGUGCUCGAUGCAAUGCACUACAUCGCUAGUGCAUGGGACGCGGUCACGCAGGAAACUAUCGCCAACUCCUUCAGACACUGCGGUUUUACGAGAAGUGGCGGCUGUUUCAGUGAGGCUGCAGUGCUUGAUGAUGACGAACCCGAGUUUGGGCGCCUGGAGCUGCCUGGAUCGUUCGCGGACUAUGUUGGUGCCGACGACGAUGUCGCUGUGUGCAGUGCAGUGUCGCUGGAUGACAUUAUUGAAACUGUGCGUCCCGACUCUGCGGAAACUUCCGACGAAGAAGAGAUGGACGAUACCGCAGAGGCAAGCGCUUCCGUACCGACUUACACGGACGUGUUGGAUUACGUCGACAACAUUCGGCGGUUUGCGUGCGCAUACGACGAGGUCGGCGACUUGCUGCAAGAUGUCGCAGCUCUCGAAAGGAAACUGAUGCGUCGUGGCUGGGCCAACUCGCAGAAAAAAAUUACAGAUUUUUUUAAGAGGUGA